UCUGGGCUGCACCUGCUCAUUCUAUCCAAGUCUUGCAAUCCAGUCAUUUUCAUCCCAGCUUGUAUCCUACGGUGUUGCAACCAUGAGCAAGACCUUUUCCUCUGCCUCUGCCGAGACGGCUUCUUCCUACCGCCGCACCUUUGGUUCGGGAUUAGGCGCGUCCAUGCCCAGAUCCCUGUUCUCCAGCCGUGGCUCCUCUGGCUCCUCCCGCCUGUCCUCCAGGGUCUACGAGGUCACCAAGACCUCGUUGCCGUCCUACUCCAGCCUGCGCUCCUCAGGACCCGUGCUGCACUCCUUUGCCGGCGAGAAGCUGGACUUCAGCCUGGCGGACGCAAUGAACCAGGACUUCCUGCACACGCGCACCAACGAGAAGGCCGAGCUGCAGCACCUGAACGACCGCUUUGCCAGCUACAUCGAGAAGGUGCGCUUCCUGGAGCAGCAGAACCAGGCACUGGUUGUGGAGGUGGAGCGGCUGAGGGGCCGCGAGCCCACCCGCAUCGCCGAGAUGUACGACGAAGAGAUGCGCCAGCUGCGCAUGCAGGUGGACGCGUUGACCAAUCAGAGAGCUCGUGUGGAGAUCGAGCGGGACAACCUAGCCGAUGACCUGCAGAAGCUUAAGCAGAGACUUCAGGAGGAGAUCCACCAGAAAGAAGAAGCUGAGAACAACCUCUCAGCUUUCAGAGCAGACGUUGACGCUGCUACUCUGGCCAGGCUGGACCUGGAGAGGCGCAUUGAGAGCCUCCAGGAGGAGAUCACCUUCCUGAAGAAGAUCCACGAGGAGGAGAUCCGUGAGCUGCAGAACCAGAUGCAGGAGUCCCAGGUCCCGAUCCCGAUGGACAUGUCCAAGCCUGACCUGACCGCUGCUCUUAGAGACAUCCGCACACAGUAUGAAGCCAUUGCUGCCAAGAACAUUUCAGAGGCUGAGGACUGGUACAAGUCCAAGGUGUCCGAUCUGAACCAAGCCGUGACCAAGAACAACGAUGCUCUGAGACAGGCCAAGCAGGACAGCAUGGAAUACCGCCACCAGAUCCAGUCCUACACCUGCGAGAUCGACUCCCUCAAGGGCACUAAUGAGUCUCUGAUGAGGCAGAUGCGGGAGAUGGAGGAGAGAAUGGGUCACGAGGCAGGUGGUUACCAGGACACCAUCGCCCGUCUCGAGGGCGAGAUCGCUAAAAUGAAGGACGAAAUGGCCCGUCACCUGCGGGAGUACCAGGACCUCCUCAAUGUCAAGAUGGCCCUGGAUGUGGAGAUCGCCACCUACAGGAAGCUGCUGGAGGGAGAGGAGAGCAGGAUCACUUUGCCUGCACAGUCAUAUUCCUCCCUGAACUUCAGAAGUGAUGCCAGAGAGACCAGCCCUGAGCAGCAUCGCGGCUCUGAGGUCCACUCCAAGAAAACAGUCGUAAUCAAGACCAUCGAGACCCGUGAUGGAGAGACCAGGACGUCUAAAGAGGGAAUGAGCGCUGUGAGUGCUCACUGUGUCGUGAGUGAAUCCACGCAGCACCAGCAGGACGUCGUGUAAAACGGACAGGAAGUGCAAAGCAACGGACGGAGAAAAGCCCAACACACCGAAUUUAAUCCAAUUUGAAACCGGGACAUUACCAGGCCUCAGAUGCCUUCAGGUUUAGCUUACUUUAAUGCAUAUCCUCGGUGAUGUCAUGACAGCAUGACAUGUGGCGUCAAGCAGCUGUGGACGAAUAAACAGGCAAAGCUGAACGUGCUCAGGACAAAAGAUGUUGAGUAAUGAUGGAUCUGUGGUAGGCUACCGCUGAAAUGAAAAUGACUAUGAAGCUAAGAAUUGUACGCAUGAGUGUGUGUCUGGGUCAUGUCUGCAGAUCCAAUUCCUGUCAUGACAAAUAAGCUUGCAGAAAGAUGUACCAUGUAGUUAAUACAACACUGAUUUUGCAUUUUUAAAAAAGCGAAACUUGAAGCCAAACAAGGCGACAUGCUGGAUGUCCUUGAUACGACCAGUACAUAAUCAUGCAUCUGUCAAUGUAUCAGCAAAAUGAAAAAUGACAAACUUUAACACUUUAUGGAAAAUACUUGACACAAUAUCAAAGGAUGUGAUGCUAACCAUUCUGUGAGGGGCUCUAUACACAAAUAUCUGUAACAUGGUUAUCAGGAUUUUCUUAAAAUCACAGGACUUUAAGAGAAAAAAAAAUCAUUCCUUUGUGCUUACUGGACUCACCCGGAUUAAUAUUCACAGUGCUUCACGAUGCACCACAAAUAAAAGCCUCUCACAGUAUUUAAGAGGGUAUAUUAAAAUGCAGUUCACAGUGUGAAAUAGGUUAUCAAGUAAUUAUAAAAUGUCACACAAAUA
Electrophorus electricus (electric eel) is the source of this 2317-nucleotide messenger RNA. It is a transcript of the gene desma, whose product is annotated as desmin a. Gene Ontology annotation, biological process: intermediate filament organization; skeletal muscle organ development. Gene Ontology annotation, cellular component: intermediate filament; cytoplasm; Z disc. The record is from RefSeq and is a predicted model, not a curated record. Lineage: Eukaryota; Metazoa; Chordata; Actinopteri; Gymnotiformes; Gymnotidae. Gene Ontology annotation, molecular function: structural constituent of cytoskeleton.